UCCAUUUUUCCCUUUAGACGUUCCAGUUGGAUAUUUGCAGUUGUAUAUGUUAGACGUUGUUUGUGUAUCGCGACUAAAAAUUUGAAUUAAAAAAAAAUAAUUGAAAAAACGAGCAUAAAGCGAAGUGUCGUUAAUAAAAAUCAUAAUUGGACUCGAGCCGACCAAUAUUCUUAAAUAUGAGUCAGCAAACCGCAAAACCUGGACGACGCACUCCACUCUCACUUGGCCAGCCCAAGGGUGAUGCGAGCGAUAAAAGCCAAAUUCGAACGGGCAAAGCUACAGUUAAUUUAGAGAAAUUGUCCACCGAUCUUCUGACAAAACAAGCGAAAAACGGUUCUGCAGAAGACAACAACAAAGCCGAAAAUGGGCAAAACAACGCUACAAACAACGGUGCAACGGCAAAGAAAGAUGGAAACGGCGUUCACAUCGAAGAGGCAAAUGACAAGGGCAAACUAACUGAUAAAGUUAAAGAUAAUAAAACUGCAUCGCCGAAAGUCAGUGAAAAAGUGGUCGAGAAAGCUAAACCUUCCAAUGAUAAAGUGCAAACUACGAACGAUAAGCAGAAGCCGUCGAUCGACUCUGCAAGUGGAAUAUCAAAGAUAGAGGAGAAGGCAGAUGCGAAAAAUGGCGAUAAGGAAGUUCGAGAAAGUGUCCGUCAGAAACACUUGCGAGAGGAAAAGGAGAAGGAGGAUAGUGUCAAAGUGGCUCCAACCAGUCAGACAAAAGUAGCCCCAUCUACACCUGACAAAAAUUCGGAAGCACCGAACGCAAAAGACAAACGAAAGCCAGAGGUGGCUACACCUACCAAAACUCCGAAAGCGCUUCCAUCUGAAUCGCUGCUCGCCGAAAAAUCGCUCAAAGGAUUUAACGAAAAUCUGGAAGAAGCCGAAUCCAGCAAAAUCACCGAUUCUCCGAUGCCAGCAAAAGAUUCAAAACUUCUGAAAUUCAGCCAAGCACCACCAAUGUCUGCAUCACGGAAUAAGCGGUCGGACAAACUAGAAGACGCUAGUUUGGUGGUCAACUUAAGCACGGUCAGCGAACUGAGCAACGAAUCGACCAACAAUUCAACUCCCGUUGAACGCAAUUACUCUCUACGUCAUAUCACUGGUCGCAGGAGCACUCGACCGCUACGCGAGAUAAGCUUCGAAUAUCGCAAACAUGAAUCGUAUUACAACAAGGAGCGAAACAACGAGACAGCCGAUUCCAUAUCGAACGUAAAUGUAACCAGUAGCUCGGAGAGUCCACGCGUCGGAGGACAAUUUAAGCGAACUGUCGACGACGAUGAAGUGAUCAGUCCGAAACGAUCGAGAUUCGAUUUUGGUCUGCUCGAAUUCGUGUCCAGUCCGGUUAAAAAAUUGGGCGAAAAAUUUUCAAGAUCGCGAUUGUCCACCAGCACUCCAAACAAAUUGACCGCAAUCGAAGUUAUUCCAUCCGGAAUCGAGGCCGAACAUUUUGCUGCAGAAGACGACGACGAAAUUGCGCCCAUUGAAUUGAAUGCAGUCGAUGAUGUCGUUGAAAAGAAAAUGGCAAUUGAUACAGAACUUCCAGCGGAAGAUGAGGCGCCCAUUGAAGUUCACGAACCGAGUAAGAGUCGAUGUAGCGUAAUGUAAAUUUCCGUCGUCAAAUUUAUAAAUUUAUAUGAUUUCUUUAUGAUUUAAAUCUCUUUUUCUUUCUGUAUGGUACAUGAAAAUUUUGUAUUAGAUUUUGUCACACGUGACAUUUUCGUCAAAGAGUAUAAAUGGAUUUUAGUAAG
Molecule: messenger RNA, 1753 nt
Organism: Bradysia coprophila
Lineage: Eukaryota; Metazoa; Arthropoda; Insecta; Diptera; Sciaridae
Source: RefSeq, a predicted model, not a curated record